AACGCAGUGAAUUAGCUAAAAAAGAAGAGGAGGCCUACUUUCAGAGAUGUGGCUACAAGCCUGUAAAUGAGAAGCCACCUGGAGAGGUGCAGCAGGAGGAAGAGGAGGAGAAACCACUGACUUCAUCAAAUCCAGUGCUGGAACUUGAACUGGCAGAAGAAAAGUUACCAAUGACCCUUUCCAGACAGGAGGUUAUCAGGAGGUUACGAGAGAGAGGUGAGCCAAUCAGACUGUUUGGAGAAACAGAUUAUGAUGCAUUUCAACGUCUGAGGAAGAUAGAAAUUCUUGCACCUGAAGUGAACAAGGGCCUGAGAAAUGACCUGAAGGCUGCUUUGGAUAAGAUUGACCAGCAGUAUCUGAACGAAAUUGUAGGCGGCCAAGAAGCAGGAGACGAUGACUCACAGAAUGACUUGAAAGUCCAUGAGGAGAAUACUACUAUUGAAGAACUAGAAGCUUUGGGAGAAUCCUUAGGACGGGGUGAUGAUCACUAUGAUAUGGACAUCAUAACGAAGUUCUUGAAGUUUCUUCUUGGAGUUUGGGCUAAGGAGCUGAAUGCCAGAGAAGACUAUGUGAAACGGGGAGUACAGGGGAAGCUGAACAGUGCCACUCAAAAGCAGACAGAAUCAUACCUGAGGCCACUCUUCAGAAAACUUCGGAAAAGGACACUUCCUGCAGACAUCAAAGAAUCAAUAACAGAUAUUAUUAAAUUCAUGUUGCAAAGAGAAUAUGUGAAGGCAAACGAUGCCUAUCUUCAGAUGGCUAUUGGAAAUGCUCCCUGGCCUAUUGGUGUCACUAUGGUUGGCAUCCACGCUCGAACAGGUCGUGAAAAGAUUUUCUCCAAGCACGUAGCCCACGUUCUCAACGAUGAAACUCAAAGGAAGUAUAUUCAGGGGCUGAAGAGGCUCAUGACCAUUUGCCAGAAGCACUUCCCGACAGACCCAUCGAAAUGUGUGGAGUACAAUGCUUUAUGAGGCUCUGCGGUGUCCGAGGCCUGACUCAUAUUUCAAUCUCCGAGACCCCGAGAGGAUUGCAGGGACAGAGUUUGUGCUUUAACACCGGCAGGAACCUAGGGUGGGCUUUGCGAAAAAGCAUAAAGCAGCAGAUUUCUCCAGCUUCAUUUUUAUGAGCCCCAUUUAUUUAGAUUUCUUUUUAAAUCUAUGCUUUACGCUGAACACAUCCAAUAUACAGAAGAGGGGGGUAUGAGCAGGACAAUGACCAGGGGACGAUGAACACGA
Molecule: messenger RNA, 1235 nt
Organism: Nipponia nippon (crested ibis)
Lineage: Eukaryota; Metazoa; Chordata; Aves; Pelecaniformes; Threskiornithidae
Source: RefSeq, a predicted model, not a curated record